Molecule: messenger RNA, 3315 nt
Organism: Tupaia belangeri chinensis (Chinese tree shrew)
Lineage: Eukaryota; Metazoa; Chordata; Mammalia; Scandentia; Tupaiidae
Gene: EIF2AK2
Product: eukaryotic translation initiation factor 2 alpha kinase 2
Exons: 17
Coding region: 294-1922 (542 amino acids)
Biological process (GO): eiF2alpha phosphorylation in response to endoplasmic reticulum stress
Cellular component (GO): cytoplasm; nucleus
Molecular function (GO): ATP binding; double-stranded RNA binding; eukaryotic translation initiation factor 2alpha kinase activity
Source: RefSeq, a predicted model, not a curated record
ACAGCACUGGGAGUCCGGUCCGAGGUGCACAGCCAGGUGCGGAGCCCUUCCCGGAUCCGGAGGAAAGGACCGUGGAUCGCGGCCGGAACUGAAAGUCAUUUUCUUCCCGCGAAGAAUUUUUAUCGGAGCAGGUGCGUAGUCCUUGUCCUGCCUGACUUCUUCAAUGGCUUGAGCUGUUCCUCCACUAGGAAGUUCUCGAGAGCCGGGUUUCCUUCACUAGGACACGUCCAGCACCGAAUUCCCAGCAGGUGCUCAGUAAAUACUUGUUAAGUGAAUGAUUACUGGAAGAAGAAAUGGCCAAUAAUCUUUCCCCAGGUUUCUACAUAGAAGAACUUAAUAAAUACCGUCAAAAACAUGGCGUAAUACUUGAUUACCGUGAAGUGCAUAAGGAAGGACCUCCACAUGACCGAAGGUUUACAUUUCAAGUUAUCAUAAAUGGGAGAGCAUUUUCAGCAGCUGAAGGCCGAUCAAAAAAGGAAGCAAAAAAUGCUGCAGCCAAAAUAGCUGUUGAGAUACUUAAUAAAGAAAACGAGCCAGUUUGCUCUUUAUCAUUGACGACAACAGACACUUCUGAAGGAUCGUCCAUUGGGAAUUACAUAGGCCUUGUCAACAGAUAUACCCAGAAGGAAAAAUUAGCUGUAAAUUAUGAACAAUAUGAAUCCAACGAUCAUGGGCCCCAACGAUUUCAUUGUAAAUGCAAAAUUGGGCAGAAAGAAUAUGGACAUGGGUCUGGUUCUACAAAACAGGAGGCAAAACAGUUGGCUGCUAAAUGUGCGUAUCUUCGGAUAUUAUCAGAAGAAAAUCCAAAGUCUCUCUUUCAGAGACCCUCCUCGAUGUCCUCUGGUUCUUCUACUACUUGGUCCAUUGACUCUGGAAAUAUUUCUUCAGUGAUAAGCCCAGGCACUUCUAAAAGUUCAUCUAAAUAUGAUUCCCCAGCAAGUGCGUCAAAAACAAAUCCUAACAUUGGCAGUCUGGGCGAUUCUUUUUCAUCUGCUAUGAACGGUCUUAGAAAUAAUAAAAAGUCGGCACCAAGACAUUUGGCGCCUACAUUUGACCAUCCACAGAAAGAAAGAUACAGGCUCACUGUAGACCCCAGGUUUACCACAGAUUUUCAAGAAAUAGAACACAUUGGCAGUGGUGGAUUUGGCCAUGUUUUCAAAGCAAAACAUAGAAUCGACGGAAAGACUUAUGUUAUUAAACGCGUUAAAUAUAAUAACGAUAAAGUGAAGCGUGAAGUAACGGCGUUGGCAAGGCUUGAGCACGUAAAUAUUGUUCACUACUAUAAUUGUUGGGAAGGAUUUGAUUACGAUCCUGAUAACAGCAUGAAUAAUCUAAGUCUAAAAACUAAGUGCCUUUUCAUCCAAAUGGAAUUCUGCGAUAAAGGGACGUUGGACCAAUGGAUUAAAACCAGGGUUCCAAGAUCAGACAAAGCUUUAGCUUUGGAAUUCUUUAAACAGAUAACAACAGGAGUGGAUUACAUACAUUCACAACGAUUGAUUCAUAGAGACCUUAAGCCAAGUAACAUAUUUUUAGUAAAUGAAACACAUAUAAAGAUUGGAGAUUUUGGACUUGUAACAUCCCUGAAAAAUGAAGAGAAGCGAACGAGUAACAGGGGAACAAAACUAUUCAUGAGCCCAGAACAGAUUUCUUCGCUAGACUAUGGAGAGGAAGUGGACAUUUAUGCUCUGGGAAUAAUUCUUGCUAUGCUACUUUAUAUACCUCCCACUGACAUGGAAAUGGUCAAGAUGUCUGAUGAGCUAAAGAGCGGGAUCUUCUCAACUGUGUUCACUGACAAAGAAAAAACUCUUCUGAAGAAACUACUCUCAAAGGAACCCAAGGAACGACCUAACACAGCUGAAAUACUGAAUACCUUGACGGAGUGGAAGAAUGCCUCAGAUAUAAGGAAACGAAACACGUGUUAGGGCCUUUCUGAAAAGUAUCUUGUUUCUGAUUUGAGAUUUUCCUUUAGUUAUCUAAAAUAUGCUAUAGGAAUAUCGAUAAGUAUUUACUUUUUAUUUUCCCUUCAUUUUUAAUUUUACAUUUUCAGAAAAGUUUUCAUUACAAAAACAUUCUUACAUUUGACUUUUCUCGGUUUAUUGCUUUAUUCUGAAGAUGGAAAGAGCCCUCAGAUUUUCUUCUUUAUGGUAAUUAGUGAAUCAAUUAAUACACAUUUAUUUAAUGUCUACUGUCUCUAGGCCAAAAUAUAUGAAGUAUUUUCCUGACUUAAAAGGAUUAGGAGCCAGUUGGAGAAAUAUGGCACUCAUAAAAUGAGAAGUGUUCCAACAGUCACUUUGGAAAAGAACUGUGCAUUGACUAGGGGAGUCGGCUACUGCAAAGCCUUCAACUCCAUUCCUACAUACAUGCCUACGAGAAUGUUUGUAGAUGUUCAUAAAAACCCUGUUUAUAAUACCAAAAGAACAGGAAACAACCAGAAAGGUGGUUGUUUGUAGUCACCCAUUUAAAGGUGACUAGAUAAGAAAUUAUAUUCAUACACUGGAGUACUAUAAAGUAUUAAAAAUGAAUGACUUACAGCUAAAUGCAGUAACAACACAAUCCAUCUCUCAAGAACAUCAUGUUAAGUAAACAAAGGAAAUUUCAGAAAACAUACAGAAUGAUUCUAUUUAUAUGAAGUUUUGGAAUAGGAGAAACUGAAUCACCAUUUCGUUUAAGAAUCCAAAUAACGGGCCAGCUAAUGGUAAAAUGGUUAUGCCGCUGGGCUACUACGUGGCAGACUGCUGUUUGAGUCCUGGACUGUGUGGCUUGAAACUCACACCGGGCACAUACAUGUGUGUGCCCAGGAUCGCAGGAGAAUGGAGGAGAAGGGACUGCAGUGUGGACAUCCUACUGAGGAGUGAUUUCUCACUGUUCCUCUCACUGUCUCUGUCUCAAUAUCUGGCAAGAAGCACACUGUAAGCAAAAGCCUAAAAAAAAAAAAAUGUCCAAACAAAUGUGGUGAAGCAAUGAAAUGAAGCAAGAUGUUAUGUUAUGGUCUGGAUUGUGGUUUUUGUACCCAGUUUCAUGUUUCGGAAUUUGAUGUCAUGAGGGAUGAUGCUUAGCGGUCUGUGAUUAGUUCAUGGCGAUUGCAAUGUGAAGGCAACAUUUUGUAAAUAGAUUAAUGAUGUCUUUCAAGAUCCAGUGAGUUUUAGAUCUCAUGAGAAAUUGGGUCUCCUAAGAGAUGGUUGCAAUAAAAAAAAAAAGAAAAGAAAAAAAAAAAAAAGAAAGAAAAAUCCCCUGUCUGUACAUGCCCACCUAAGUCUGGUCUUUCCAGCCACCAGAAUUGUGUUUAUAAAUAAACUUCUGUCUUGACAAAAAUCA